AUGAGCGUCGCCUUGGACCCCAGCGCGGUGAAGGUCUACACCGUGAACGGAGAAGCUUCCGGGUCUUCUUCGUCUCUGCCCGACUGGCUCACGCGGAAACGAGAUGCAAAGGGGAAGGGGAAGAGGGCUAUCAGGGAGCACAUCGAGGGCUCAAUAGAGCUCAUCCAACACUUUGACUUCCCGGAGGCCAGUAACAAGGUCAAGACCACCCGGGACGGCCGCCAUGCGCUCGCAACGGGAACCUAUAAGCCGCAAAUCAAGGUCUGGGACUUGGACGAGUUGUCACUGAAGUUCGAGAGGCAUACGGAUGCGGAGAAUGUUGACUUUGUUAUGCUCUCGGAUGACUGGACAAAGUCAAUACACCUACAAAACGACCGCUCCGUCGAGCUGCACACGCAAGGCGGGUUCCACUACCGAACGCGCAUACCGCGCUUCGGGCGUUCGCUCGCCUACCAUUUCCCCUCCUGCGACGCCCUCUUCGCAGCAUCCGGCCCAGAAAUCUUUCGCCUCAACCUCGACCAAGGGCGCUUCCUAAAUCCGCUCAUACUGCAGGGCGAGGGCGGGGAGGAUAUCGCAGGGGUGAAUGUCAUAGACAUCAACCCCGCACACCAACUGUUCGCCUUCGGAGUGGAGGGGAACGGUACAGUCGAGUUCUGGGAUCCCCGCUCGCGCUCACGGGUCGGCAUUCUGCGCUUACCCCGCGAACGGCUUAUGCCCAUGAACCAUCUGUCCGCACCUGCUCUACCUGGCGUGGACGAUGGCCCUGCACCGUUGUCUGUCACGGCUAUUUCGUCAAGACCGGACGGCCUCUCAUACGCCGUGGGGACGUCUACCGGCCACACUCUCUUGUACGAUAUUCGGUCGGCAAGACAUAUUGCGAUGAAGGACCAAGGGUACGGCCUGCCCGUGAAGAACGUCCAGUGGAUAGAGGGUGGCAGCCGAAUGGCUGGGGAGGGCUAUCUAUUGAGCGCGGACAAGAAGGUCAUCAAAAUUUGGAAUAAGAAUUCGCCCGAAGUCAACUUUACCUCCAUCACGCCCGCGAACGACCUCAACGAUGUGCACCAUGUACCGGGCAGCGGCUUGUUGCUGCUCGCGAAUGAGGGGAUCAAGAUGACGAGCUACUUUAUCCCCCAGCUGGGACCCGCCCCGAAGUGGUGCAGUUUCCUCGAGAACCUCACGGAAGAGAUGGAGGACCAGACGACGCGCACUGCGUACCAGGACUACAAGUUCAUCGACCGCGGCGAGCUCUCCAAACUCGGCCUGGAUCACCUCGUGGGCACGCCCGCACUCAAGCCGUACAUGCACGGGUACUUCGUGUCACUGGAACUGUACGACGCCGCGCGCGUGAUCGCGAACCCGUACGCGUACGCGGAGCACCGCGAGCGCAUGGUGCAGGAGAAGAUGGAGAAGCUCGCGGAGACGCGCAUCCGCUCGCGCAAGGACGCGGGCGCGGUGAAGGUGAACAAGGCCCUCGCGGAGAAGCUCAAGAAGGAGGAGGCGCGCGAGCGCAAGCGCGACGAGCGUCGUGCGAAACGUGCAAAUCUCCCGGCAGAUGCGGAGGAAGGGGAGAAGGACGCGAUGGAGGUCGACGAGGUGGCCGUGGAAGAGGAGGAGAUGGAGGACGAGGAGACGGAGAAGCCGACGCUGCUCAGCGAUCCGCGUUUUGCGGCCGUGUUCCAGGACCCCGAGUUCGAGGUGGACGAGAGCACUAGAGAGUUCGCGCUUUUGAACCCCUCGGCGGUUGCGCAGCGGCAAGGGCGUCCCGAGGUGGGUCGGGGCCGGACGAAGACGGCGGUGGAGGAUGAGGAGGAUGAGAGCGACAAGGUGUCUUCCGACGGUCUUAGCUCGGGUGAGGAGAGCAAAGCGGACAAGAGCGGCAGCGAGAGCGAAGACAGCGACGAUGCCGGCAAACUGUGGCAGGACAACAUCCGUGUGCGCAUGGCGGCGCGUGCAAGCUCCCAGAAGCAGGCGAGGGCACCGCAGCGGCGGGAGGCGAAGGUCCGUCUGGCGCCUCUCCAAGCACAGAGCGACACGGGUGCUCGCGGCGUGGACAAGAACGCGACGUUUGGCCAGCGCCGCUCUCACCUAGGCUCGAAGGGCAAGGAGCGUGCAUCUUCUGGGCGGGGAGACUCCUCCGUCCGCCACACAGCAGGGGGCGGCAUCGAGAUGACGUUCAUUCCUCGGACGACCUCUUCCGGCCAGGACUACGACGACGCGGCGCCGUUGAAGAAGGGCAAGGACGCUAAGCGGAAGGGCGUGGAGUCGUUCGGCGCGGGGAUGGAGAGGGGCGGGGAGGACCCGGAGCACGAGAUGAGCGAGACGGAGCGGAAGGGGCGCGCGAAGCGGCGGCAGGGCAUGCGGAGCGGGAGCAAAAACACGUUCAGGAGGAUGUGA
Trametes versicolor FP-101664 SS1 is the source of this 2394-nucleotide messenger RNA. Its product is annotated as ribosome biosynthesis protein ENP2. Gene Ontology annotation, biological process: maturation of SSU-rRNA from tricistronic rRNA transcript (SSU-rRNA, 5.8S rRNA, LSU-rRNA). The transcript is spliced from 5 exons. The record is from RefSeq and is a predicted model, not a curated record. The coding region runs from base 1 to 2394 and encodes 797 amino acids. Gene Ontology annotation, cellular component: nucleolus; small-subunit processome; nucleus. Gene Ontology annotation, molecular function: protein binding. NCBI's taxonomy places the organism in Eukaryota, Fungi, Basidiomycota, Agaricomycetes, Polyporales, Polyporaceae.